Manihot esculenta (cassava) is the source of this 2236-nucleotide messenger RNA. Its product is annotated as probable serine/threonine-protein kinase At1g54610. The record is from RefSeq and is a predicted model, not a curated record. The transcript has 9 exons. Bases 300 to 2051 code for a protein of 583 amino acids. Gene Ontology annotation, cellular component: cyclin-dependent protein kinase holoenzyme complex; nucleus. Gene Ontology annotation, molecular function: cyclin-dependent protein serine/threonine kinase activity; RNA polymerase II CTD heptapeptide repeat kinase activity; ATP binding. NCBI's taxonomy places the organism in Eukaryota, Viridiplantae, Streptophyta, Magnoliopsida, Malpighiales, Euphorbiaceae. Gene Ontology annotation, biological process: positive regulation of transcription elongation by RNA polymerase II; protein phosphorylation.
AUAGAGUCAUUUUUGUGUCAGGAAUUAUAUGGAACACAACAAUAUCUGUCAGCAUAGACAAGAGCAUACCCAUUUGAAGGCAUGGCAAGAUUCUGGCAGCCCGAUAGAUCACUAAUCCACUUCAUCCACUCAAUGCAUUUUCAGUCCCCCACGUGGCGACAUCCCAAUUGCGGAGAUAACAAGGAGGAAGAUUUCAAAGAUCUCAUGGAAUAUACAGCUGAAAAGACCCUGCUUUUUCUUCUAACACAACACGCAAGUGAUCGGUAACAUUCCAAAACUGGACUAGACCCAGAUAAGCGAUGGGCUGUGCACAGGGCAAGCUUUCAACAAAUUCACCGUCGACAGGUUUAGAGAAGCUGAAAAUGGAAAAUGGGUACAUGGGAAAAAACGAGUAUGCUGGUCAUCGGAGGUCCACUGGGCAGAGACUAUCUGGUAGGCUGAAUAAUACAGACCCACCGCCCAAGAACUACACUGGUGGCUUUGGUAGUAGUAGCAGCGGAGGAGGCAGCGGAGGAGACAAGAAAUUGAGCGACAGAAGCAGAGAUAAAGAAGACAUUGAUGGUAAGAGUAGAAAGGAUUCCCAGAGAGCUUUGCUUAUUGAUGGGGAGGAGCUGGUUGAUGGGUGGCCUAAGUGGCUCACUGAUAAUGUUCCCAAAAAAGUUCUGGCUGGUUUAGUUCCAAAAAGUGCUGAAAAUUAUGAUAAGGUUGAUAAGGUAGGUCAGGGAACUUACAGCAAUGUGUAUAAAGCUCGAGACAGGGACACAGGAAAAAUUGUAGCUUUGAAGAAGGUUCGUUUCGAAACAUCAGAGCCUGAGAGUGUGAAAUUUAUGGCUAGAGAGAUAAUGAUUCUACAGAAGUUAGAUCAUCCCAAUGUGGUAAAGCUUGAAGGACUUGCCACAUCCAGAAUGCAGUACAGUCUUUAUCUAGUUUUCGAUUUCAUGCAGUCAGAUUUAGCUUCGAUUAUCACCAAUCCUGAAGGGAGGCUCACUGAACCACAGGUCAAGUGUUAUAUGCAUCAGCUGCUUUCAGGUCUUCAGCACUGCCACGAAAGAGGAAUUCUGCACAGAGACAUUAAAGGAUCUAAUUUACUUGUUGAUAAAAGUGGGAUGCUAAAGAUUGCUGAUUUUGGGCUUGCAAAUUUUUAUUCUCCUCAACACAAACGUCCUCUCACAAGCAGAGUUGUGACACUUUGGUAUAGAGCUCCUGAGCUGCUGCUGGGUUCCACUGAUUAUGGAGUCGGUAUUGAUCUUUGGAGUGCUGGUUGCCUCUUGGCAGAAAUGUUUGCUGGCAGGCCUAUCUUGCCUGGAAGAACUGAGGUUGAGCAGCUACAUAGGAUUUUUAAGCUAUGUGGCACUCCUUCUGAAGAUUAUUGGAGAAAGCUAAAGCUGUCUACAACUUUCCGGCCUCCAAAGUCUUACAAACCCAGUCUUUUUGAAGCUUUCGGGGAGUUCCCUGAAUCAUCUUUGGGUCUAUUAAGCACUCUUCUUGCUCUAGAUCCUGCAUACCGUGGCUCUGCGUCUUCGGCUCUCCAGAAUGAAUUCUUUUACACAAGCCCUUUGGCCUGCGAACUAUCAGGCCUGCCUGUAAUUUGGCGAGAGGAAGAUGAUCUUGCUGAAGCUAGUGAACUGAGAAAGCAUAAGAAUUCUAAGAUGAAACGAAGGUCUCGAACAUAUCGUGAGCAGAGAAGAAAAGAUCUACUAGCUGAAAGACCAAAUGAAGAUUCUAAUGAGACUAAACAGGAGCCAAAGAGGGUGCAAAUCCAGGAGCCUGGCAGCAGUACUAGCAGCAGCUCAUCUGGAACAAAGCCGCCUCGCCAUCGCCAAGCAGAAAGCCCACCAUUGUUGGCCUUACCAGUUCCAUCUUCUAAGCAAACAAUAAUGUCGCCGAGAACCAGAGGGCUGCCUCCAUUACCUGCCUACACAGCCAUCAGCAAGAAGUACAAUAAUGAUGGCAUGUACAGAUUAAAUCAGGUGAAUAGGUCUGCUUCUACAAGAGAAUUCAGAAAAUUAAAUCAAAGGGAACAUUUCCAAGUCUAUGCAGUAGAGAACUAGGCCAGCUGCAAAGAAAAUCUUGGUUUCAACUUUCAAGUUAUAUCACACUUGCUGUACUUUCAGACUUUUUUAUCUUUUCUUUUCUUUUUCUCACUUUGCAAAUGGAAUGGAAAUGGUUGUCUUCCUUCCAAGUUCAUUAUUUUUGGAUAAUCAGAAAAUAAUUAAAUUCAUUUUAAUUUAUAAAA